This is a messenger RNA of Linum trigynum, 1074 nucleotides long. Lineage: Eukaryota; Viridiplantae; Streptophyta; Magnoliopsida; Malpighiales; Linaceae. The record is from the annotation of a GenBank genome assembly.
AUGAUUGGUGAUUAUUACAUCACGGUAAGACCGUGGCGGCGUAACUUUAAUCCACAGUGGGCUGAAGUAGCGACGACAAUGAUCUGGGCGCGCCUGCCGGGGCUCCUGAGGGAAUUUAUAAAUAAAGAGGCAGUCGAGCGCAUUGCCGGGAAGAUUGGACGCCCAGUUCGGGUCGACAAUGCAACAGAAACUGGAGAUCGAGGAAAAUUUGCGAGGGUUAGUGUGGAGGUGGAUCUCACAAAACCCUUGCUGUCGCAAUACAAGAUCGAAGGGAUUACAUACUACAUUGAGUACGAAGGGCUCUUCCGCAUCUGUACCGAAUGCGGGAAGUAUGGUCAUGUGAAAACAACGUGCCCAACACUGGCAAAAAAACCCGCAUCGCCUCAGCCUGAAUCGCACUGCCCAAAGGAAGAUAGCACCACACAAAACCUCUACGGGGAGUGGAUGACGGUUCAGCCUCGGGGCAGGAACGGGAAGAGAGGAAGAGGAGUUCUGGCGGGCCCUAUGGAUGGUGGGGGCCAUGGAAACAUAUCGGGGCAAAAUGAGAACCAUGCAACAGGAUCCCGUUUUGAGGUGUUGGAGGAAGAGCCCAUGCAUGACGUGAUCAACCCCCAUGCAAACCCUUCCAACCUUGAAAUAAAUGUCAAUGAGGAUGGUGGAAUGAUUACAGACCAGAUGGUCACAGAGAUGCCAAAUGAAGAGACCAGUGUGAGGUCCAAUCCCGUGAACACGGGAGACUCGGGGAAGAAGCAACCCGCAGAGGCCCUGGGACACCAAAACAAGGCAGUUGAGAACAUACUAGGGCCGCGGGAAGAAAUUGGAAAGGAACGAAGAGAAGACUCCGUCGCGGCACACGAAUCUCCGAAGGGGAGCUCUGGCCCGGCUGAGGCCAUGCCCAAACCUCAUAACGGCAAAGAGGUUACGAAGCAGCUGGGAGCAACUAAUGGGAGCCAUGGGCCCUCGCGGAAACAGGAGAAGGCCUCGGUCUCAAAAGUGAAACAACCGAACACUAGUGGAAAGUCGAGAGAUGGAAAAAAUGGUGCGGGGAACCGAUCCCCUUCCGGCAAUAGAUGA